CUAAUAAGUAUAUAAGUGAUCGUAGACAGUCCGUUUUGGUGACAAAUUGGACUGUUUGAUGGGGGAAAAUGCCAGUGUAACUGGGAGACCACUGAAGUUAUGGACAGGGGUACGGCGUAAGUGGAUGGGCGUCGCCGAGUCGGACACACCCCCGCCCCUUGAUUGGCCGCCGAACUGCGCUCCGGCUAAAGUUGGAAAGUCGCAGCCCGAGAAGUGCUUCUGUAUGGGGAUCCAGGGCGAAGGGGAAGGAGCUCGGACAGUCGACAGCCUGUGGCCCUGCUCUGAACGGCCUGCCGGACCGCCCCAUCGUCGGAGCUGAGGCUGAUUCCUCGGACCCCUACAGGAAAAUGUCCCUCUUUGCCUGAGAACAAGCAGCUCGCCAGCUUCCACCAUGAAUGUGGGUGCCGAUUCCCAUCCCGGCGCCGGCCAGUAUCUCAUCUGUAACAACUGUCAGAAAGUGAUCAGGAAAAAGGAGCAGGGUGUGAAGCGUCCGCAGCUCCACAUCAUCGGCCCCAGCUCCUUCAUCCCAGAAAAUGAGAUCCUGUCCACGGAGAACAACACCAUCUUGCUUCUGGCUGAAGAGUUCUCCACCAGCGGCCGUGUGGACCACCUGACCCAGGUGAUGGGUCUGCACCCUCAGUAUCUGGCCUCCUUCUUGGAGAGUCAGUUCUACCUGCUGCGCAUGGAUGGACCCCUGCCCCUCCACUACCGCCACUACAUCGCCAUCCUGGCCGCCGCCCGCCAUCAGUGCUCCUUCCUGGUGAAGAUGCAUGCACGAGAGUUCUACCAGAUGGGUGUGUGUGUGGAGUGGCUGAAGGGGCUCCAGUACGCCCCCCAGAGGCUGAGGAAUCUCAGUGACAUCAACAAGAUCCUGGCGCACAGGCCCUGGCUCCUCACCAAGGAGCACAUCCAGAAACUGGUGAAGACUGGCGAGAGCAGCUGGUCCCUGGCCGAGCUUGUGCACGCGGUCGUGCUCCUCGCUCACUUCCACGCUCUUGCUAGCUUCGUCCUCGGCUCUGGCGUAAACCCCCAGCAGGAUGGCAUGGUUCCGGACGGCUUCACACACACAAGUGUCAGCAAUGAGUGUGUGUGUGACUUGGACAGCGACAGCAGCCCAGAGGAGACAUUCUUCAACGAUGCCGGUGGUGGUGAGACGAUCGACUCGGUGAGCGAGCUGGAGGCGCUGAUGGAGCGCAUGAAGAGGCUGCAGGAGGAGAGGGAGGAUGAGGAGGCAUCGCAGGAGGAGAUGGCCACGCGCUUUGAGAAGGAGAAGAAAGAGAGCCUCCUGGUGGCCUCCACAGGCUUCGAAGACGAGGUGAUCCCGACCUCCCAAGUGUCCCGCUUCGUGGAGGAUGCGACCUUCGGCUAUCAGGACUUUGCCAGGCACGGGGAGGACAACCCCCCCACGUUCCGGGCCCAGGACUUCUCCUGGGAGGUGCACGGCUUCUCCCUGGUCAACCGGCUCUACUCGGACAUCGGACUCCUGCUCGACAAGCGGUUUUGCACGGUCUACAACCUGACAUACUACAACAUGGCCACCCACGAGGACGUGGACACCACCAUGCUGCGGAGAGCACUCUUCAACUACGUUCACUGCAUGUACGGCAUGAGGUAUGAUGAUUAUGAUUACGGUGAGGUGAACCAGCUGCUUGAGCGAAGUCUGAAGGUUUACAUCAAGACCGUGACCUGCUACCCAGAGCGGACCACACGCCGCAUGUAUGACAGCUACUGGCGGCAGUUCCGUCACUCCGAGAAGGUCCACGUGAACCUCCUCCUUAUGGAGGCACGGAUGCAGGCUGAGCUUCUCUACGCUCUGCGUGCCAUUACCCGCUACCUGACCUGAACCCUCCGGCCACCAGGGGGUGCUCCUGCGCUGGGCCCCCUUUUGGCAGACAAAAGGGGUUGUGCUUGUGUCCCCAUGACUCCCCUCACCCCUGGCUCUUCUCCUUACCUAAGCACCAAUAUCGUGCCUCAAUUUGAGCAAAGCCUGAUCUGCCCCCAACCGCCCACCCCCGCCCGCAGAUUUCUGGAGAGUACCUGAGGGAGUAGCGGCCGUUUUAACUGGCUCGGUGGCAGUGUUUCAUGCAUUGUGUUGAGAGGUGUUUAACCUGGGCCAUCUGGAAAGCGGAUCUCGAUGAUAUUCAGGGCAAAAUCGGUGUGUGUGGAACACUGCCGGGCCCCUCCGUCCAUCCGCCGUUAGGAAGUGCUCUGAAAAUGUGAAAGUCACUGAAAAGUGGGAGAUGAGUACGUAGAAUGUUCUGGCAUUCUGGCCAAGUAACCUUUAUGCUGAAAAAUAUAUUCCGUUAGCAUAUAAAUAACAGGUGGGGUCACACUCCAGGCACGCUCCUCACAGGCUCCCCUCCCCGCGAGAAAGUGCCUACAGUCACAUUAGUCAGCCAAGCCAAACCCAAGAGUAUUAAACCAAUUUGGACGACAUCCCCAUCCUUGAAAUUGAGAGAUUCCCUCUCAAACCCCUGCACCAGCAUUUUUAUAUUGCAAAUGACAAAUGUGUGGCCUUCUGCUGCCCUGGAACAACCACGUUCUCCUCGGAAGUCAGCACUGGUCAUUCCUACUAGUGCCAUUGGUUCGGUUAGGUGAACCCAGGAAGUGAUGCAAAUCCUUGUGUAUCCCAGAAUCCUCCGCUUCCGUGGCCUGAAGGGUGGGCGUGCUGCCCCGGCCGAGGACGGAGUUAGCGACAUUGGGCUCAGGGGAGCUGAAGAGGUAGGAAAUUCAUCUCCCAGCUCUGUGUACCUUCAGUGGACAGUUCCUUAAGUGCAAUAUUCAUCUCCUCUAUUUUGUAGAAGAGUUUUACAGAUAGAAAUACUGUACUAAAGUAUGAUCCCUUUGGAGAAUUCAGCUGAGUUGCAUGCAAAUAUAUAUAGUUUUCAUAUUUGCAAAGAUUUUUUUGCACAUUUGUUGAGUUUCAGGACUUAAAGAUGCUUUGUUCCCUUAACGUCCGUGUCCCCGAGCGUGCCUGUGACCGUGCGGCGCCUCUUUCAGGACCCGUGUCUUUUUGGCAGUAUGUCACAGACUGGUUUUGCUGGUCCCCAGUCUCAGCCAUUCUGACAUGUUCUGUUCAGUAUUAAAUACGUAUGCAAAUUCCAGAAAAAAAAAACUGAAUAAGUUCACUUAGUGCUCUGGAACAUACCCCCCCCCCCAAAGGAAA
Messenger RNA from Brienomyrus brachyistius, 3166 nucleotides. It is a transcript of the gene sesn3, whose product is annotated as sestrin 3. The transcript is spliced from 10 exons. The coding region runs from base 392 to 1843 and encodes 483 amino acids. Gene Ontology annotation, cellular component: nucleus. NCBI's taxonomy places the organism in Eukaryota, Metazoa, Chordata, Actinopteri, Osteoglossiformes, Mormyridae. Gene Ontology annotation, biological process: cellular response to leucine starvation; regulation of response to reactive oxygen species; negative regulation of TORC1 signaling. The record is from RefSeq and is a predicted model, not a curated record. Gene Ontology annotation, molecular function: L-leucine binding; oxidoreductase activity, acting on peroxide as acceptor.